Messenger RNA from Leguminivora glycinivorella, 1514 nucleotides. RefSeq lists its product as uncharacterized. The transcript has 3 exons. The coding region runs from base 90 to 572 and encodes 160 amino acids. Lineage: Eukaryota; Metazoa; Arthropoda; Insecta; Lepidoptera; Tortricidae. The record is from RefSeq and is a predicted model, not a curated record.
UGGGCGGGGCUAGCCGGGGCCAGCAACAGGUCCAGCGAGAUCGAUAUCUGCGGGAUGCUGGCGCAUGCGCGCCACGCACUGCAUACACCAUGCGCUCUCUGGUGAUACUCUGGCUGUCAUUACUUACUCCAGAAAGCGAAUGCGAUCUCCUCCGCGACAGUGUCCACGUGACCUCAGCGGCCGCGAGGCCCAACAACGACCUCUGGUGCUACAAGUGCCUGGCCGAGGUCCCCGAGGACAAGUGCGCAGACUUGCGGCACAACAACUCGGCGCUCAUCAGCAAGUGCCACAACGACCGGUCUAUGUGCAUGGUCAAGCGCUUCUCCUACACAACAUCUAAUGAGAACUCCACGACAGACCUCAAGAUGUGGGCGCUGGAGCGCAAUUGCACCAAACACUGCGAACCCGGUUGCAUCAUCAUCGGAGAACGAACAAAACUAUAUGCUUGCACCUCAUGCUGCACGACUUCUCUAUGCAACUACGGGUCUGGAGCCAGCAGAGGAACUCUUCAACUGAAGCUAUUGUCCGCUACUCUACUCGUCGUCGCGACGAUCACUAGACUAACAUUAUGAUCACUCUAUAUCUAAACAAUUGUUGAUAUCACCUGGCUAGCCAACCGAGUCAGUAGGGAAUUAUGGGAUCAAAAAUGAAGCUGUUAGGUACUUGUUUAUUAUAGUGAAGCAUCGUACUUAUAAAUACCUAAAACAAUACAAAUGUAUGACUUACAUACAUGUCAGCUUGCUGCGUCAGAAUUGGAGACUAAAACACUUCCAAUCUCUUGGCUGGUCGGUCAGCCUGAUGACACUAUUAAGGACAGUAAGGUUCAUAGGUACUCUAUCACACUUCAAACUCCCGCAGUUUAUCGCAACAUUCGCAACUCUUUAUUUUUACAAGACUUCAUCAGAAGAUGAGAGAACGUUUCAUUGACUAAUGUAUAAUUAAAUAAAUCCACCAUUCAUUUAUAAGAAAACCAAACGAAACGUGGCUGGAAGGUACUUUCAGUAGGGACCAUUAUGCGAUGAUAAAGUUUACCACAACACAACACAUCAUCAACUUCAUCGUCAUCGUGGGACGAUGGGAGUUAUCUUAAAUCUCAAGAUUCAUAAGUACCUAAUACCUAUAAGACAUAAUUUUACUUCCUAUUGUGCAAUAAAAUAUUAUCCUUCAUGUUAUCAAGCUCCUAUUGACGUGACGCUUGACAUUGACAGCAAGUAGGUAUCAUGGACCACAUAGAGAUAGGUCUGUCAAGUCCGUGUGAAGAAAUAUUGUCUGUCAAACUAGUUUUUCAUUAAAAAACACUAGGUAUUAUACCUAUUAUUUCUUAAUUGAAUUUUUGCUGCUCAGCUCUAGGUUACUGGCCCGAUCGGCAAGCCAGAAGAAUUUUAGUUAAGUUUAUUGAUCUUGAAAAUCACAACGUUAAUUCGCUUGUACAUAGUGCUACGAAUUUAAAAGGAACCAAUAUUAUUAGGAAUAUAUAGUUAACCUAAUCAAUAUCUAAUGUAUGCCAACUUUUC